UCCACGUGUCGAAGUAGGUGGAGUCGACAAGGAGCAGAACUAGAAAUGAGUGGCCAACCAACAUUAGCUUUUGACGAGUUUGGUCGUCCAUUUAUAAUCAUAAAGGACCAAAGCACCAAGAAGAGGCUCCAUGGAAUACAGGCUCACAAGUCCCAUAUCCUGGCUGGAAGAACUCUUGCUAAUAUAUUAAGAACUUCACUGGGACCCAAAGGCAUGGAUAAGAUGCUGGUUGGUCCUGAUGGUGAUGUCACCAUUACUAAUGAUGGAGCCACCAUUCUUCAGCAAAUGGACGUAGAGCACCAGAUAGCUAAACUCUUAGUUGAACUAUCAAAGAGUCAGGAUGAUGAGAUUGGUGAUGGUACUACAUCAGUUGUUGUAUUAGCAGGUGCUCUAUUAGAGCAAGCUGAGCAGUUAUUGGAUCGUGGUAUCCAUCCAAUCAGGAUUGCUGAUGGAUAUGAAAUGGCGGCACACAUUGCCUUGAAGCGUUUGGAUGAAAUCAGUGACGUUUUUCCAGCUGGUCAGGAAGACAGGGAACCUCUCAUACGCACUGCCAUGACAACACUUGGGUCUAAAAUCAUCAAUAAGUGUCAGAGAAAGAUGGCCGAGAUUGCAGUAGAGGCCGUCAUGUCUGUUGCUGACAUGGAGAGGAAGGAUGUUGACUUUGAGCUCAUUAAAGUUACCGGGAAAGUUGGUGGGAAACUUGAGGACACAAUGCUAGUAAAGGGAGUGAUAGUGGACAAGGACAUGAGUCACCCACAGAUGCCCAAAAGCAUUACAGAUGCUAAGAUUGCUAUAUUGACGUGUCCAUUUGAACCGCCAAAGCCAAAGACUAAAUACGGCCUUCAUGUGUCUUCAGUUGAGGACUACAGAAAACUGAGGGAGUACGAGAAAGAGAAAUUCACCGAAAUGAUCAAACAAGUUAAAGAUGCCGGAGCUAAUCUUGCCAUAUGCCAGUGGGGCUUUGAUGAUGAAGCCAACCACUUGCUACUUAGUAACAAUCUACCAGCUGUCAGAUGGGUGGGAGGACCUGAGAUAGAAUUGAUUGCAAUAGCAACUGGUGGUCGUAUUGUUCCAAGGUUUUCUGAGCUCUCUCCCGAGAAGCUGGGAACUGCUGGUGUAGUCCGAGAGCUUUCAUUUGGUACUACUAAAGACCACAUGUUAGUGAUUGAGGAGUGCAAGAACUCUAGAGCUGUCACCAUCUUUAUUAGAGGAGGAAACAAAAUGAUCAUUGAAGAGGCUAAGAGAAGUCUCCACGAUGCUUUGUGCGUUAUAAGGAACCUGGUCCGUGACAGUAGGAUAGUCUAUGGAGGAGGAGCUGCCGAUAUUGCAUGCUCUCUUGCUGUUGCUGCCGAAGCUGAUAAAAUAUCCACUCUUGAGCAAUACGCAAUGAGAGCUUUUGCUGAUGCACUUGAGUCCAUUCCUCUUGCACUGGCAGAGAACUCUGGCAUGAAUCCGAUAGAAACUGUCGCUAAAGUGAAAUCAGAACAGGCGAGAGCGGAGAACCCGAGACUGGGGAUUGACUGUAUGGGGAAAGGAACCAACGAUAUGCGUGAGCAGAAUGUGAUUGAGACUCUCAUUGGAAAGAAGCAGCAGAUAUGCCUUGCCACACAGCUGGUGAAGAUGAUACUCAAAAUUGACGACAUACGAUCCCAGGGGGGAGACGAUAUGGACUAUUAGAAAUUCACACAUAUUCUACGAUACACGCAUGAUCCUUAAUUAAUGGAAUGUCAAAAAUAAUAAUUAAUCAUAAAUAGAAUUGUCAUGGGAUUUUAAUUGACGAUCAAAACCCCCAAAUGUA
Molecule: messenger RNA, 1798 nt
Organism: Amphimedon queenslandica
Lineage: Eukaryota; Metazoa; Porifera; Demospongiae; Haplosclerida; Niphatidae
Product: T-complex protein 1 subunit epsilon
Exons: 11
Coding region: 46-1677 (543 amino acids)
Biological process (GO): protein folding
Molecular function (GO): ATP-dependent protein folding chaperone; ATP hydrolysis activity; ATP binding
Source: RefSeq, a predicted model, not a curated record